AACCAUUUUCCACUCGAACAAAACUCGAAAGAAGGAGAAAGAAAAAACCCAUGAAGCCUAAACCACAAGACGAGGAUUCACCGUGAAGCUCUUCUCUUCAACACUCUGUGCAUCGCGUCGGUGAAGCAAAAACCUUCGUCUUCCAUUCACAUGUUUCUUUGAUCUCGCCUGUAGCAGCAUUUUGGGGGAAUCAUGCCUGACGUGCAAGCUCUCGUCAAUGAUUUUCUUAACAAGCUUAAGAAGCGUAAGAUUGAGGGCUCGCAGGCCACAGCAAGGCAGACAGCAGAACUUUUACGGUCUGUAAUUUCACAGCAGCGAGUGCCUUACACCAACCAGGCAGGAGCCUUGAUUGAUGCUGUUAAGGCUGUUGGAGAGCGGCUAAUUGCUGCAAAUCCUGUCGAGCUGGCUGUGGGUAAUAUAGUGAGGCGUGUUUUGCACAUUAUUAGGGAGGAGGAUCUUUCUCUGACAACAGCUGCUAUUGCGGGGCUGAACUUAUCUGCUGUAAGCGAUGAUGAUGAUGAUGGUGAACGAGAUGAUCACCCAGUUUUGUCAGCUGCUGCUGUUGCUGCUGCUGCAAGAAGUACUUUGCGUCCACCUUCAUUGCAGACGCUGCUGGAGGAUGUGCCUGACUCAGCAGCUGUUCCUCAUACUUCUUCAUCUGGAGGUGAUUCUGAAGGAAAAAGCAAAUCUGCUGAUAAAAGUUCAAGAACUCGAAAGCUGAAACAUGAUGUCAUUGAAGCGGUUAAUGAGCUUAUACAAGACAUUGCUACUUGUCAUGAACAGAUUGCUGAGCAAGCAGUGGAACAUAUCCAUCAAAACGAGUUAAUAUUAACGUUAGGCAGUUCAAAAACAGUAUUGGAAUUCCUUUGUGCUGCAAAGGAGAAGAAAAGAUCAUUCCGGGUAUUUGUUGCAGAGGGUGCUCCGAGGUAUCGAGGGCAUCUUCUUGCCAAAGAAUUGGUUGCAAGGGGUUUACAGACUACUUUGAUAACUGACUCUGCAGUUUUUGCCAUGAUUUCUCGAGUGAAUAUGGUUAUAGUUGGAGCUCAUGCUGUCAUGGCCAAUGGUGGUGUUAUAGCCCCUGUUGGACUGAAUAUGGUAGCUCUUGCAGCUCAAAAACACGCUGUGCCGUUUGUUGUGCUUGCUGGAAGUCACAAGCUGUGCCCCUUGUAUCCGCACAAUCCUGAGGUCUUACUUAAUGAAUUGAGAUCCCCAUCUGAGCUGCUGGAUUUUGGAGAAUUCUCAGAUUGCUUGGAUUUUGGGGUUGGCACUGGUUCUCCUCUUCUUCAGGUUAUCAACCCAACAUUUGACUAUGUGCCACCGAAGCUUGUUAGUCUGUUCAUUACUGACACUGGAGGGCAUAAUCCGUCAUAUAUGUAUAGGCUCAUUGCCGAUUAUUACUCUGCUGAUGAUUUGGUGGUGCAACGAAGACAUGCUUCUGGAAAUUGAGUUGUAGUUCCCAUUGGUUUACUUGGAUACUUACAGGAAUUUUCCAAGCAAGAGGACGGGGAGAUUAGAGAUUUAGCUCAGUUUAUGGUACUGUUAACCUCCACAAGUGAGAAUGGAAAGGUUACUAGGAGAUGGGCCAGGGUAUGGCCAUUUUUGUGAUUGUCACAAUAGAAACAAUGAAAUAGAUAAAGUGAUGUUUGUAACUCUGAGUUAGAAGCUUUGUACGUUGUGACAAAACCAUGCACUGACCAAUCAGCCACUGUUGUAUUUGAUUUUUUUUAUUUUUCCCCCGCAAAUUUGAUGGCAGUUGACAGUUGCUUUCUAGUGGGGACUUUUGAAGUCCGAGCGUUUUGUCGCAGCAGCAUAAGAUAAAAGCAAGAAAAUUUUUUAUUUCCAA
This is a messenger RNA of Jatropha curcas, 1843 nucleotides long. Its product is annotated as NagB/RpiA/CoA transferase-like superfamily protein. Gene Ontology annotation, cellular component: eukaryotic translation initiation factor 2B complex. Gene Ontology annotation, molecular function: guanyl-nucleotide exchange factor activity; translation initiation factor activity. Lineage: Eukaryota; Viridiplantae; Streptophyta; Magnoliopsida; Malpighiales; Euphorbiaceae. Gene Ontology annotation, biological process: translational initiation. The record is from RefSeq and is a predicted model, not a curated record.